UCUCGGUUCUUCGUUGUGCACAUCAGAUACCAUUGCCGAGAUGAUGCGGUGGUGUAAGAUGCCCGAGGGUUUGGUUUUUCGAGUUCCUGAACCCCACGAGCGUCCUUGGACGCCUCCAGCGGGUUUUAUUGCCCUCUAUGAGCAUUAUUUUACUGAUUGCGGUCUUUGGUUUCCUCUGCCGGAGUUUUUGACGUGUUACUGCGCGAGGCGCAAGAUAGCUAUCUCCCAGCUUUCUGUGGGAGGUAUCCGCAACGCAGCUGGUUUGGCGAUACUGGGUACCGAUUGUGGCGUAGAGGUUGAUGUACAUUUCCUUGAGGAGGCUACCAGGUUUACGAAAGUUAGAGGUAGUCCGGGGUACUUUUAUACUAGUGCUAAAUCGGGUUAUCAGAUCGUCACCGGAGCUGAGAAGAAGAUUCGUCAUUGGCAGCGUUAUUUUUUCUUUGUCAAGCUAGAUGAGACUUCGGUUGACAACCUCGAUAUGUUUUACGCUACUGAGUGGAAUAUGGUUCCCGGUAGCUUUGCUGUUUCUUAUCCUUACUUGUUGAUUUUCUUUGAUUGGCUUCUAACACUUAUCUUGUUUUUGUUGUUGCUUGCAGAGCCUGUCGUUCGCUUGCGUGCUCAUCCUCCAGGUUUUUUCGACAAUCUCAGGAAGAUCAGAGCGAGAGGGGCGAUUGAUUGGCCUUCGAUUACUCAGAGAUCUCGUCUACCGCGCUUAGGGAUGGGAAAAGUUAACACUCGACUUCCUCGAUACGCCGAUCAGUUCAAGAAGGCCGUUGAUGCUGGGUCUUCUUCGCGCGCUGCCGACACUGAAGUCGUUGACCCGUCAGCCGACGGAGAUGUCGAUCUGCGAGUUGCAGGAGAUUUGAGAUCGGCGGAGGUAGCCGCUACCCGCGCCGACAAAAGGGCUGCCAAGGUUCCUGCUGUCGUUCCGCGUGCGCAGAAGUCGCGUGGCGAGGCUUCUGAUGCCCUAGCGAUCGUCGCCGCUGAUUCUGGACGUCCUACUCCAUCGAGGAAGAGAGCUUCUCAUGGUGAGGUGGUUGCUCCCGAUCCCGAAUCGUCCAAGAGAUCUAGGAGGGAUGGCAUACCGCGCGACACCACUGAGAUUGAUGAUUCGUUCUCCUUUUCUUACAAGACAAAGGAUGAGUUGUUUAUCAACAACGCUACUGCUUGUGGUGAGCUUGCUAGCAAGGUUCGCGGCUCCUUCGACCCGCUUCCCUCUGUGGGUUCUCUCUAUGAUCCCGAGCUGUAUCGGUCGUGGGCUCGGAAACACUUCCAGGAUGGUGGUGGCGUGAAACGUAUGGUCGUCUCGUACGAGCGUCGCAUUGCCGAGCUGGAGAAGCAACUUGCUGAUUCUCGUACCUCUGAACCAUCGAGGAGAUCGGCUGAGGAGCUUCGUCAGGAUCUCGAUAAAGAGCGAGGGGUUUCUGCUGUUCUUACGAAGCAAACUGCCGGUUUCAGGAAGCAAGUGGCCGAUCUCAAGGCUUCUCUUAACGCUUCCCGCUCUCGUCUUGAGCAGUUUGAGGUUGAUCACGCGUUUCAGAAGGCGCAGUUGCAAGCAGAGCGGCAUGGCAUCGAUGUCGAGGUUGCCGACUACAAGUCUCGUAUUGAGAGGAUGAGGAGGCAUAUUAUUGACAACAGAGCGGCGCAGGAGUCUCUUCUGACUUUGAGCCAGGUGAGCGGCACCUAUGAUUGUCUUCAGGAGCUGGUGAAGAGUGGUACGGUCAUUCCGUCGAAGACUUUGCUCGGCUUGGAGGCUGACGUGAAGAUGUGGGAGGACAAGGUUCUUGGUUUCGAUAUUGCCGAUGUUUUGGACAGCGACCUCGAGGCUCUUCCAGAGACCGCGAUCGUUCCUACGAACCUUCAGGUGGCGGAGGUUCCCGUGGUUGUAGGAGAGGAGGUCGUCAUGGCAGGGGCACCUGCGGGCUCGGGCGCUCAGGUUGCUGCCGAGCAGUGACUUGCUUUUGUCUUGUUUUAUUAGAACCUAUUCCCGUUUUGUAGCGGAUGUUGGGCCGUUUAGGCGAUGUACUUUUCCUUUUUGGAACUUUGCUAUGUUUUAUCCUCUCGUUUUUUGACAUGCGUUGAUCGUUUGAUGGAUGUGGUCUUCGAGGGUCACUGUAUUGGCCACUUCACCUUGAAAAUUGUAUCUUUUGUUCUAUAAAUUGUUCCUCAAAUGCUCGUUUCUUGCUAUUCCGCUUUUCCAACCAUUUCUCUCUUUUUUUUUUU
Messenger RNA from Camelina sativa (false flax), 2223 nucleotides. The record is from RefSeq and is a predicted model, not a curated record. NCBI's taxonomy places the organism in Eukaryota, Viridiplantae, Streptophyta, Magnoliopsida, Brassicales, Brassicaceae.